GGCAAACUGAGGUGCAGUUGUUGAACGAUGAGAAGAGGCGGAAGGAAUUACCAAAAGAAUGUUGAUGAAAACUGGAGUUUUAGACCCCUUCAUUAUCGCGACCUCCAUCAACAGACUCGAUCGAAUCCAAAAUCAUCAUCAUCGGAACCUUCCACUUCUUCCACAUCAACACCCAUCUCGGACUAUAUUCCUAAAACCCCAAAACCACCUCGAAAUCGAAGAAACUCCAGCUGGGUUUCAAGGAAUCGAGGUUCUGGAGCUCAAUUUGUGAAGAAAUCUGAACUGGGUUCGUCGGAUUUUCACCCAAAACAGGGAGAAAAGGAAGAGCAGGAGGAUUUGAUUGAGGGAUUUGAUGCAAAGAAGGAUGAUGUUGAUGAAGAUGAUGUGGUGAGAAGGUUAGAAAGGUUGAAAUUAUGUGGUGAAGAACCCAAUUUAUCAGAGGAAUUACAGAGAACUAAUGAUCAACUUCAGCUGGAUGAGGUAUUGGCUAUGGAAUGUAUAUAUGGAGAGAACAUGUUUAUCCUCGAUAAGCAGAGUGGAUUGCAAAUUUUGCAGUUUCAUGUCCACAUUCACACUUCUGAAGAACUUACCAUCUCAACGAAACUAAAUUCUUCUCAAGAUUUGAACACCAAUCCUGAUAAUUUACAAGAUUUUUCUUACUCUUUUGAAGUUCGGUAUCUUCCACCGAUAGUUUUGACAUGUUUAUUACCCAGAUCAUACCCUACACAUCACCCUCCUUAUUUUACGAUAUCCGUACAGUGGUUGGAUUGUUCGAAAAUUUCUAGUCUGUGUUCAAUGUUGGAUUCAAUAUCGAAGGAGCAAUCUGGGCAGGAAGUUAUUUUCUCAUGGGUUGAAUGGUUACGUACUUCUGCUCUUUCUUAUCUUGGUUUCGAUAAAGAAAUUUUUCUUGGCCCUUAUGGAGUGAAACACCAUAGUGAUCCACGUGCGAUAUCAGGAUGUAUCUCCCCAGAUGUCGAUAUUCCUUCAUUGAAGAGUUACAACGAAGAGCAGCGGCUUGAACAUUUUCGUAAAAGCUUUCAUGAAUGUUGCAUCUGCUUUGACGAGUUUGCUGGUACCGAAUUUAUCAGAUUGCCAUGCCAACAUUUCUUUUGUGAAAAAUGCAUGAAAAGUUACUCGGAUGUGCAUAUAGAAGAUGGUACUGUGAACAGGCUUUGUUGCCCCAGUACAAAAUGUGGGGGCAUGAUCCCCCCGGGUCUUUUGAAGCGAUUGCUUGGUGACGAGGAAUUUGAAAAAUGGGAGUCACUGACGUUACAAAAAACGCUUGAAUCAAUGUCUGAUGUGGUCUACUGCCCUAGAUGUGAAACAGCCUGCAUAGAAGAUGAAGACCAACAUGCUCAAUGCUCCAAAUGCUUCUUUAGCUUUUGCACACUUUGCAGGGAGCGACGCCAUGUCGGAAUCACAUGUCUCACACCGGAAAUGAAGAUCCGUAUCUUGCAGGAGAGACAGAGCUCAGGUCAAAUGAAAGAUGAACAACGGAGGCGAGAGCAAGAAAUGAUCCAGGAGCUUCUUAGCGUGAAAGAGAUACUUCGUGAUGCAAAGCAAUGCCCGUCUUGUAAGAUGGCGAUUUCAAAAACAGAAGGUUGCAACAAAAUGGUGUGCCAAAACUGUGGCAAGUAUUUCUGUUAUCGUUGUAAUAAGGCCAUCGAUGGAUAUGAUCACUUCAGGGAUGGAGCUUGUGAACUUUUCCCCCAACAAGAAGUUAGAAACUGGGAGGAACAGAUGAAUCCACGACAAGUAAUGGGUCAGAUUCAAGCCGAACUGUUUGCUGAUCGUGGUCAUUCGUGCCCUCAAUGUGGUCAAAUCAACGUCAAGGUUGGCAAUAACAAUCACAUAUUUUGCUGGGCAUGCCAAAGCCAUUACUGUUAUUUGUGUAGAAAGAUGGUGAGACGCAGCUCUGAGCAUUACGGCCCAAAGGCCUGCAAGCAACAUACACUCGGAUAGUUAUUAAUUCAGUCAACAAACUUUCUUAUCAAUUUUGUUCUUUCCUUUGUUACUUAUUGUUUCUCUCCAUAUUGUGUUGAGUGAAUCUAUCAUUUACUGGAUAUAUUUGUAUUAUCAUCUUUUUUUCUGAUUGAUAAGAG
Molecule: messenger RNA, 2102 nt
Organism: Cynara cardunculus var. scolymus (artichoke)
Lineage: Eukaryota; Viridiplantae; Streptophyta; Magnoliopsida; Asterales; Asteraceae
Product: E3 ubiquitin-protein ligase RNF14
Exons: 7
Coding region: 28-1962 (644 amino acids)
Biological process (GO): protein linear polyubiquitination; positive regulation of proteasomal ubiquitin-dependent protein catabolic process; proteasome-mediated ubiquitin-dependent protein catabolic process
Cellular component (GO): ubiquitin ligase complex; cytoplasm
Molecular function (GO): ubiquitin conjugating enzyme binding; ubiquitin binding; zinc ion binding
Source: RefSeq, a predicted model, not a curated record